Messenger RNA from Cottoperca gobio, 2519 nucleotides. It is a transcript of the gene erlec1, whose product is annotated as endoplasmic reticulum lectin 1. The record is from RefSeq and is a predicted model, not a curated record. The transcript has 14 exons. NCBI's taxonomy places the organism in Eukaryota, Metazoa, Chordata, Actinopteri, Perciformes, Bovichtidae. The coding region runs from base 170 to 1627 and encodes 485 amino acids. Gene Ontology annotation, biological process: endoplasmic reticulum unfolded protein response; retrograde protein transport, ER to cytosol; ERAD pathway. Gene Ontology annotation, cellular component: endoplasmic reticulum lumen.
UAUUGACAUCCGUCUCAAACGGCCAUAUCUUACGCCUGUCAAAACCUGACUUCCUCAUAAUUUGUAGUAGCUUUUAAUUCAUCACUCAAGCCGCUGUUAGUGUGAGGAGAACAGGCUGUUCUCUUACAUGAGGAGCGGGCUGGAGGAGUAAAGCAGCCCGACAGGAGAGAUGAUGGCUGGACUGCUGAUGGUGUUUCUCGGGGGGCUGCUGGAGGUCUGUAGCGGAGUGUCAGCAAACAGAGGGGGAUAUCCCUCCUUUACAGACGAAAUCCCUUUCAAAAUACACUGGCCAGGCGCAGAAUUCACACUGCCAGCUUCAGGGAUACUUUACAAGGAAGAUGACUUUGUCAUCAUGACAACAACAGAGAAGGAGAAGUAUAAAUGUCUCCUGCCUUCCCUGACAUCUGGAGAUGAGGAUGAUGAUAAGGAGUACACAGGGCCUAGUCCGGGUGAACUCCUGGAGCCACUAUUCAAACGUAGCAGCUGCUCCUACAGGAUUGAGUCAUACUGGACAUAUGAAGUAUGCCAUGGAAAGCAUAUAAAACAGUAUCAUGAGGAGAAGGAGACUGGCCAGAAAAUUAGUGUUCAAGAGUACUUCCUGGGGAAUAUGGCACAGAAGAGCCAGGCAACAGAGACAGAUAAAGUUGAAGAGGCAGAAAAUGUCAAACCAGCAGCUGAAACUGAAGUGCCCUCUAAGAAUAUAGAAGGUCAGCUGACUCCCUACUUCUCAUUGGAGAUGGGAAAUGGGACUCCUUGUGUGCUGAAACAGAACGACGCUCGCUCCUCGUCCGUGCUGUACGUCUGUCAUCCAGAGGCCAAGCAUGAGAUCUUGUCUGUCGCUGAGGUCACUACCUGUGAAUACGAGGUGGUGGUGUUGACACCGCUGCUUUGCGCACACCCAAAGUACAGGUUCAAGUCCUCCCCGGUAAACGCCAUCUUCUGCCAGGCUCUGGAAGGCUCCCCUUUACGGCCUUUACGGCUCGCCCAGUUGGAUAAGGAGCAAGAGGAGCAGCUUAAACCACCUUUCAGCGCCACCACCGAGACUACCAGAGAGGAGCCGACACCACCAAUGAGAGAGGAAGCCUUCAGUUCCACUCACAAACCCAUGACUGUCGGAGGGCAGACUCAGGUCACUGUCGGCACCACUCACAUCUCUCGUUUGACGGACGACCAGCUAAUCAAGGAGUUUCUCAGUGGCUCAUACUGUCUGCAUGGGGGGGUAGGAUGGUGGAAAUAUGAAUUCUGUUAUGGAAAGCAUGUCCAUCAGUACCAUGAGGAUAAAGAGCAAGGAAAGAACACGGUGGUGGUCGGGAACUGGAACGCCAUGGAGCACACUGAGUGGGCCAAGAAGAACGUCGCCCGAUCCUACCAGCUCAAAGAUGAUGGAGUGCAGAAAGUCAAGUUGGUUUCCCACUUCUAUGGCUACGGGGAUGUGUGCGAUCUGACAGGGAAGCCCAGACAGGUCAUUGUCAAGCUCAAAUGUAAGGAGUCUGAGUCUCCCCAUGCUGUCACUGUCUAUAUGCUGGAGCCUCAGCCUUGUCAGUACAUCCUUGGGGUCGAGUCUCCGGUCAUAUGCAGGAUUCUUGACACUGCUGAUGAACAUGGACUUCUGUCAAUCUCCAGCUAAACUAACAAAGAUCAUAUGCCAGCAAUGGAGCGCAAAGGACAAAGAGAGAUGCACUUGAGGAGAGAACAUUUAUCAUAAAAUAGAAGCCUGUUUGGUGGAGGAAGAGAGAUGCCCGCGGAACUGCGCUAAAAGCCAAAAUCGAGGUUAAACUGAGGUUAAACUUGAUCCUGAGGCUGGACUUCAUGUAGCCGAGGAGCACAGCCCCGGUGCCCUGAUCUGUGCAACGGGCAAUGCUACAUCACAGCCUUAAUCCAGCAGGCUGGCUCAGACUUUGUGAAAACACAGUGAAUUGGCCUCACUCCUCAAGGCAGUGGAUUCAUUGCCUGUACUCUAUAUCUGUGCUUCACUUUGUGUUGAUUAAUUGCAAACGAAGGAGUGAUGAAUCGGGGGAUUCAUAGUCAUCAGGGGAAUCACAUUAUUCAUGGUGGUUUUAUUGUCUUUUAAGGUUUAUUUGUGCGUGUGAUUUGAAAAUGAUUAGCUGCUUGACUGUGAGCACUUGUACUUAGGUAGGGAGAAAAGGUGUGCGGAAAUGUUUUGCAGCAGUAAGAAUGUGUAUUGUGUUGAUUUUCAGGAUGAGUGAGUGUAACUUAUGCAUUCGUUUGCUGUGGAGUAGCAACAAAAGUGAAUGGUUGAUUAAAAUUUCCUAUAAGUUUGUUGGAUGUACAGAAUGUCUGUGGGUUCCUGUAAGAGGUAUUCUGUGGUUUUAUGACGAUGCACACUGGGAUCCUGAUCACUGCUGAAUCACGGAUGCAAAACAUUUGCAGCAAAGAAUAAAACUAAGACAUGAAAUCUCAUUUAUAGUGUUGCAUUACCUCAAAGGGAAAAAAAAACAUUUGAUUUGACUGAGAUAUAAAGAUUUUAUGGCAAUAAAUGUCUAUUCUUAAAAAUGAUU